Messenger RNA from Diospyros lotus (date-plum), 2571 nucleotides. RefSeq lists its product as uncharacterized. The coding region runs from base 1152 to 1982 and encodes 276 amino acids. Lineage: Eukaryota; Viridiplantae; Streptophyta; Magnoliopsida; Ericales; Ebenaceae. The record is from RefSeq and is a predicted model, not a curated record. The transcript has 2 exons.
GCCGUCCGCCUCCGGAGUGGAGACGGCUGGUAUCUCCACGCCAGCGAAGGCGAAGUUUCAGCAACCCCUAACCGAUAUGGCCUUGACCGGAAUGUCCGGUGGAGUGUGGAGGUGGUGGACGCCGAUAAUAUCCGGCUACGGAGCUGCUACGGCAAGUACCUAUCCGGCCUCCCCGACUUCGUCUUCUAGAGCCUACCCGAGGACUUGUCGCCGUCGGCGAAUUGGGAGCCCAUUAGAGAAGGCGGCAACAACCUACUGGUGAGUCUCAAGACCAGCGGCGGCUACCUCCUUAUCGACAGGGGCACUGGCUCUCUCCCUUCCGGGCAAAACACCAGGCCGGUUUACCUCAUCCGUAACCCUAACCGCAACCGUGCCCCCAAAGAUGGGACCCUCUGGGAGGUUGACGUCGUCGAAUGGAUAGGCUCGCCUUCACCAUAUUCUGAGUUGCCAGAAUGUCCUUAUUGUCCUUCUCUGGAAAAGUUAUCCUUGCAGCAAACUAUGAUCUGAUGGGAAUUCCUUCCUCGUUCUUUUUGUGCAUGCCUGCCCUCAAACUUCUGAAUUUGUCAUAUACCAGCAUAAAGUGCUUGCCAAAGUCUAUUUCCAAAUUGGUUAACCUAGAAGAGUUCUUUUUGCGGGGUUGUGAUCUAUUAAUGGAAUUACCAGUUGAAAUUGGUGAACUUGAGAAACUUGAAUUAUUUGAUCUUGAAGGUACUCCAUUAUCAUAUUUACCAGAGGAAAUUGGGAAGAUUGACCAAUUGAGAAGCUUGAAGGUUACCUUGAAUGCACGUGCAAACCUUAUACUGAAAAGUAAGGAUGUAAGUAGAAUAGUUCCAAUGAAGUACCUGCCAGAACGAACUCAAUUUAAAGAACUAAGCAUUGAUGUGCAUCCAGAUGGUAAUUGGUGGGAUAUUGAAGUGACAAGCAUUUUAAGUGAACUAGCCAGCUUUAAAUGUCUGAACACUCUUAAAUUGUAUUUGCCCAAUGUUGAAGCAUUGAAGCACAUCAGAUGGUACGGGACAACAUUGAUACAUCCAGCACUAGAAUGCUUCAGAAUCAUUGUUGGACAUUAAUAUUGUUUCUUAUCUUGCAUACCGCAUGAACUUGAAGUGGAAUUCAAUAAUUUGGAGAAGUUCGAAAAAGGCUUGAAGUAUAUGAAUGGUGAAGGCAUAAUGCCCGAAAUUUCCAAGUUAUUGAAACGUGUCAGUGCUGUUGCACUAGAACGCCAUUGGGUUCUUAAGAAUCUAUCUGAGCUUGGCCUUAGGAAUAUGUCUAACCUGAAGUUUUGCUGCUUGGCUGAAUGUAAUGAGCUCCAAACCAUCAUUGAUUCUGAACAGAUUUGUCAAGUAGAUUUAGAAGAAGAUGAUAGCGAUGAAUCUGAAUCUGGAUCUGAAUCUGAGUGUGAAGAAGAAAGUGUACUGAGUUCAUUGCAGUACUUAAGUAUUCACUACAUGAAGAAAUUGGAGAGCAUUUGCAGAGGGCGAGUUAGUAAGACGUGUUUGUCUAGUUUGAAGUCCAUGGCCUUGCAUACAUGCCUCAGUUUGACUACCAUUUUUACAAAAGAAACUCUUGAUAAUCUUAAAAACUUGAAGGAGCUUAUAGUUGAAGACUGUCCCAAAAUAAGUAGCCUAGUGAGUCCUGAAUAUUCCAACUCAACAUCAGAUGAAUAUCUCCCAAGCCUGAAAAAGAUAUCACUUCUCGAGCUACCAGAACUGGUCAACAUCUCCAACGGGUUGUGCAUCGCUCCAAGAUUAGAGAGCAUGGUCAUCUUCUAUUGUCCAAAGCUCAAUAUACUUUCUAGUACAGAUGUUUCCAGUAGAAAUUUGGAUGUAUUUAAAGGAGAGGAGGAAUGGUGGAAUGCUUUGGAGUGGAAUGAACAAGACACAGACCAUAAAUAUUAUUUGGCAGGUAAAUUUACUCCGCUUUCAAGGGAUAUGGAUUUGAUGGCUGACUCGGCAAAAAUCCGAUUAACUACAACCUUAUAAGCAAGGUGGAAAGCUGUCUUGACGGCCAGGUAUGGUACAUUUGCUGAACGAACCUUUGCUAUCAGCCCUUCUCUCUUUUUUUGUUCUCUACUUCCCCCAUCCCUGAGUUCAUUGAUGCUGCUGCUGCUGCUGCAUUUGCAUGGCUACAGCCUACAGCUAGUGUGACUGCACGGUUCCAUGCCGCACCACUUUGGGAUACCAUGAUUUACCCUAAGCCCCUAUGGAUUGGAGCAAAUGAUGAGAAUUUUCUCUCCAAUUGAAUCAUUACAAUUUUAGGAGGACUUGUUAUCAGAGACAGGAUGUCAAAAUUUAGACUCCACCAACCGUUUUGAACUUGGCAUUGACUGAAGAAUGAUCCUUUUUCUGAAGCUGAGAGAAGGUUUGAGUUCAGAUGCUGAUGAUGGUUAUUGCUGAAGAAUGUGGAAUAUAGUAUGGCUUGCACUGUAAAGUUUCAUGUGUAAUGAGCUCAAUGGACAUGAUCAUCAAAUUCUGUAUAUAAAUCAAAUCUGGGGAUUUUUGCCUCAUUUGUUACUUUCAGAAUCCUCUGAUAAUGCAUUAGUCAAAGCCAUUUUCCUGAUAAAUCUCCACA